AUGCCUCUUAAUAUAAAUCCUGGAAAUUCUGGCCGCUGUGGCCCACGGACCACCAGAGCUGGAGGGGGUCGUGCCGGUGUGGCCCACAGACUUGGAGGGGGUCGUGCCGGUGUGGCCCACAGACCUGGAGGGGGUCGUGCUGGUGUGGCCCACAGACUUGGAGGGGGUCGUGCCGGUGUGGCCCACAGACCUGGAGGGGGUCGUGCUGGUGUGGCCCACAGACCUGGAGGGGGUCGUGCUGGUGUGGCCCACAGACUUGGAGGGGGUCGUGCUGGUGUGGCCCACAGACCUGGAGGGGGUCGUGCCGGUGUGGCCCACAGACCUGGAGGGGGUCGUGCUGGCGUGGCCCACAGACUUGGAGGGGGUCGUGCUGGUGUGGCCCACAGACUUGGAGGGGGUCGUGCUGGUGUGGCCCACAGACUUGGAGGGGGUCGUGCUGGUGUGGCCCACAGACCUGGAGGGGGUCGUGCUGGUGUGGCCCACAGACUUGGAGGGGGUCGUGCCGGUGUGACCCACAGACUUGGAGGAGGUCGUGCCGGUGUGGCCCACAGACCUGGAGGAGGUCGUGCUGGUGUGGCCCACAGUCUUGGAGGGGGUCGUGCCGGUGUGACCCACAGACUUGGAGGAGGUCGUGCCGGUGUGACCCACAGACUUGGAGGAGGUCGUGCCGGUGUGGCCCACAGACCUGGAGGAGGUCGUGCUGGUGUGGCCCACAGUCUUGGAGGGGGUCGUGCUGGUGUGGCCCACAGACCUGGAGGGGGUCGUGCUGGUGUGGCCCACAGACCUGGAGGGGGUCGUGCCGGUGUGGCCCACAGUCCGCCAGAGUAA
Molecule: messenger RNA, 828 nt
Organism: Procambarus clarkii (red swamp crayfish)
Lineage: Eukaryota; Metazoa; Arthropoda; Malacostraca; Decapoda; Cambaridae
Source: RefSeq, a predicted model, not a curated record